Molecule: messenger RNA, 1337 nt
Organism: Aegilops tauschii subsp. strangulata
Lineage: Eukaryota; Viridiplantae; Streptophyta; Magnoliopsida; Poales; Poaceae
Product: AT-hook motif nuclear-localized protein 20
Cellular component (GO): nucleus
Molecular function (GO): DNA-binding transcription factor activity; minor groove of adenine-thymine-rich DNA binding
Source: RefSeq, a predicted model, not a curated record
UUUCUUAUACCCACUUGCAUGCCUCCUCUCCUCUACACACUUCAGAGAAAGCCACAGCUCCCCAAUGCUUCUCUAGCUAGCCCAUUAUCUCUCUCUAGCUAGCUAGAUCACAGGUGCAACUUGGUCUCCUAGAUUCAUCAUCAAGACUUCAUGGCGAACCGGUGGUGGGAUGGCCAUUUGGGGCUGCCGGGCGUGGCGCCGGAGCAGCCGUCCGGCUCGUCGGGCCCCAAGGUCGAGUCGCUCGCCCUCGUCGUCAAGGACCCUGAGACCAGCCCGACGUCCGGUGGCGGCGAGCACGCGGACGAGAACAAGGAGGCUGUCGGUGGCGGCGAGCCGCGCGAUCUGGGCGCGGUGGUGCCGGCCCCGAACCGGCGGCCCCGGGGCCGGCCGCCGGGGUCCAAGAACAAGCCGAAGCCGCCCAUCUUCGUGACGCGCGACAGCCCCAACGCGCUGCGCAGCCACGUGAUGGAGGUGGCCGGCGGGGCCGACGUGUGCGACGCCAUCGCGCAGUUCUCUCGCCGCCGCCAGCGCGGCGUGUGCGUGCUCAGCGGCGCCGGGACCGUGGCCAACGUGGCGCUGCGCCAGCCGUCGGCCCCUGGCGGCGCCGUGGUGGCCCUCCACGGCCGCUUCGAGAUCCUCUCGCUCACCGGGACCUUCCUGCCGGGGCCCGCGCCGCCGGGGUCCACGGGGCUCACCGUGUACCUGGCCGGCGGGCAGGGGCAGGUGGUGGGCGGCAGCGUGGUGGGCUCUCUCGUCGCCGCGGGCCCCGUCAUGGUGAUCGCGUCCACGUUCGCCAACGCCACCUACGAGCGCCUGCCGCUGGAGGACGAGGACGAGGGCUCGGGCCCGCCGAUGGCGCACGACCCGCUCAUGGCCGGCGGCAUCCACGGGCACGGGCACGGGCACGGGAUGCCCGACCCGUCGGCGGCGAUGCCGAUGUUCAACAUGCCACCAAACAACGGGCAUCUCGGCGGCGGCGGCGACGGGUUCCCAUGGGCGCCGCACUCCCGCGCUCCCUACUGAUGGCGCGGCAAUGGCGAAAUGGCGCGUGGUGCAUGCUGCAUGGUUACUGUUCCAUUGGAGUCACUUGGCGCCAUUAGCUAGGUUAGUACAUAUGACGAUCCAAGCUAUCUAGUGGUGAUUAAUUAGAGCGAAUUCGUACUGCUACUUAGUUUCUUAUGUUGUUAUGGUCAAAUAAUUUUCUAAUUUGCUGGUGUGUUUAUUGUUGUCUACUACUGAAUCAACUGAGCUAGAGAUAUAGCUAGCUCUGGUCAAUUCAUGCAAUGUUUGGUUAAUUCAUGGAGUUAAUGUUUGGUUCCUCAUCCAUCCGUGAUCCG